UUUCAGAUCCGCAGCGCACUCGAGAAUUGGGACGGCGGUACCUUCAAAUCGAGUGAUCUGUUUCCUGCCUCGUUUUGGAACUCUUACUGGGAUUACCUGGAGAGCUACGGAGAGGCCAGGAGGAUUCUGGACGAGCUGAGGGCAUUCGAGGAUCCCCUGCUGCACUUCCUCGGUGUUAGGCAAGCUGCGGCCAGGCAUUCCCCAUCCUCGUUACUUCUUCUACCGGUCCAGAGGUUGGCCGAAUACGAGAGGUACCUGGGGCAAGAGGCGAGGAAUCUAGUGGAGAACGGAACGGAAGCGUCGGGAGUGGCGCCGUUCUCCAACGCGGUCAACUGGAGGGAGAUCUUCACCGUAUCCAGGAAUUGUUCCCUGGCGAUAAUCUCCGGCUACACGAGCGAGAUGUCCUCACCACGAAAAUGAAGAGUCUUAUUCGCAAGAGGAACGGUGGAAAUCCUGGAAGGCUUACCAGAGUGUUGUCGCAAAAAUCUCUGAACGUGUCCAACAACUCACCAGCCCCGAAAUCUCCGCCUAGAACCUUCCUCCUGGAGACUCCUGUACAAUUCACCACCGGUGUGCAGUCCCAGGACAGACACCUUUUUCUCUUCUCGGAUCUGUUGCUCAUAGCGAAAGCACGAAACGGGGGUAACUUCAAGCUGAAACAAUCCGUAAGAAUGAGCGAGUUAUGGCUAACUGCCGGCCACAUAGAGGACGUGGCCGAAACGAGCAAGUCCCAGGAGACGAGCUUCGUCCUCGGUUGGCCCACCACGAACGUCGUCGCCACUUUUAUGACUGCUGCAGCCAGGGAUCUCUGGUGGGGACGUUUGACCGAACUCGUACGAGAGGAGAGUAUGAAGGAGCCGCCGGACACGAACAUUCAAGUCGUGUAUCACGACAGUGACACGAACACGGAAUACUGUAAGACGAUCAUGGUCGGAUCCGAGAUGACAGCGGCUGCUUGCGUCAAUUUGGCCACUCGCCUGUUGGAUCUUCAAGGACCUUUUCAAUUGUGGGCCAGAACGUCCGCGGACGAAGCGCCCUAUCCAUUAAUAGGGCACGAGAGGCCUUUUGCGGUCAAACUGUCGAAUUUACGGCACACCCUGUCCGCCGAGGAGGGUUUCGAUCUGGAACAUUGUAACAAAAGUGGCCACGACACGUGCCACUUUAUAUUAAGGCCGGUACCGAAGUCACCGGUGAAGAAGAAUAAAUCGAAGAUCACUGGAUUGCUCAGGAGAUCCCUCUCGUUGAAUCCGAGUUUAUUCGGGGUCAAUCUGUCCAGACUCGACGAGAACGGAUUACCCAAACCUGUGCUGGUCAUGCUUCAACAACUGUUCGCCAAGGGGCCAUUCACGCAGGGAAUCUUUAGAAAAUCGGCCAACGUUAGAAUCGUACGAGAGCUACGGGAUCAAAUCGAGUCCACUGGUGACCCCAGCUGUUUGGAAGAUGCCCCUAUCAUAGCGGUGGCAGCUUUGCUUAAAGACUUUUUGAGAUCUUUGCCGGAUCCUUUGCUAACUUCCCACCUGUUUCCCCUCUGGAUGGAAAGUUUGGAAACAAUAAAUCCAGUUCAAACUAUUAAAAAUAUUCUAGAUAGAUUACCCAAAGCGAAUUAUACCCUGCUGUCGCAUUUAAUCUGCGUUUUACACCACGUGGCACGGCGGUCGAAGCACAAUCUCAUGUGUGCCAGCAAUCUGGGCGUGUGUUGUGGACCUAGUUUACUCUGGUCUCCGAAUCCAUCUGUGAAUCAAAGUAGAGCGAUACCUACGCUGACGGAAAUGUUGAUUCGUCAUUGCGAGGUUCUGUUCGGCGAAGGCGUCACACAGCUUUUCGGGGAAGAACGCAGCGACAGCGGAGCCGAAGAAAGCACCGAUAGCCUUCACUCAGGUGGGCUUUCUCUGGACAGCCUGGACCUGACGGAACCACCACGCAAGGACCACAUGUCUCUCUCUCGAGACUCCGGUCUGACCUUGUCAGAUUGUCAACUCUUCAUCCCAGAAUCUCCUGUCGGCUCCGAGGAUUCCGCCGUGAAUGCCUCGUCAUCCAGUUUCGACAAGUCUCUAACCAAGGAGGACAAGUCCACCAACAAAUCGUAUAUUCGUGUUUACGGUGGAUGGGAGGAGAGAAUAAACGGUUACACGGCGAAUAAUCAUCAUCCGAAUACCGUGGAACAUAAUUUCAGAGAGGAGAAGAACAGCAUCGGUUACCCUAAUCCGAAUUUCCAAAGGCAAGAUUGGUUAAGGGCACAAUUGAAGAGAACACCGAGGACCAAAUUGGACGAACAUGAUCAUCGCAAGGACAGGUUCGACGAGAAGGAUAUCUACGGGAGGGAAUAUCUCAGACAAGAUUCCAUGAAGGAGAACGUAGAGAAUUGCAAGGACAUUUACAGGAACUCCCAGCUGGACAUUGCGCGGGAUCUUAGGUCUGAAUACGAAAGAGCAACGCAGCAGGAUAUUUGCACGGAACGGGUCUCGAUUCACAAUUCGGAACAGGAUCUGUCGGGAGAUACGACGUUGACUAGCGACAGAUACGAAUUCAAGAAGGAACGUUUCAACGAGUUCAAAAAGGUCAAGUCGGAAAUGUAUGUUAAUCGCGAAUCACCCGUCUCGCAGAACGGUAGCUACCAUUCGGGUAGCGAUCUCUACGAGUUUAAGAAAGUGAAGAGCGAGAUAUACGUGAAUAAAGAGACGACGCGUACGGAAAGAUACGAAUCUGAAAGUAGUAUCUACGGAAACAGGGAUAGAACGAGCGAGAUAUAUGGCUCGAGAGAGAGAAACGAUUUGUACUCUUUCAAGCAGGCCGAGGCAAUCGAUUUGUACGGUGACGAAGACGACGAGGAAGAGAGAACGUGGCCAGAUACACCACCACCGCUUCCACCGAGAUUGAGGCAUCUGCCGCCAGUACACAUGAAUCUGGAAGACAGGCACAAAGUGGCCGGAAGGUCAAGGUCUCUACCACCACCGCCUCCUUAUCGUCCGCCUCCUCAACCACGUGCCUCGGUUACUACUAGACAUCUAGGAUACGGAAGAUCCGUAGUUGACGAUGAGAGUUAUGUUUAGAAAAAAAAAAAAAAAAACGAAGGAGCCAUAGAAUUGUGGUCGCUUGUAUAUUGUGUGUAUGUGUGUGUGUAUGUAAAUGUUGGCACCUCAAGAAUCAAAGAAGCGAAAAGUCGCAAGUCGAGAUCAUGGAUACAUGUUGGCUCGUGUAUAUAUGGUCUCAUUACGGCUGAAACUAGUCCAAACUGGAACGUAUGUAUGAUAUCGGGAACAAUAGCGAUGUACAUAUAAUAUCUUAUUGCAUGAUCAUCGAGGAACGAAGAGAUACAUUGUAACAUCGCUUGAUUAUUCAGUUCGUUAAAAUAUGUAAAUCUACGAUAGAUUAUGUUAGAAAUAUAAGUUGUAUAAGCACAUUGUGUAAGUCACAAAACGCUAUCGGUUGUUCGCGAUUUUUAGCGAUAGGACUUAACUGUUAUACAGUGAUUCAGGGUGCUUCCUUAACGAAUCUUAAUUAAUAGUUAUUUUUUUUUUUUUUUUUUUUUUUUUCACUCUCUAUUAGACAUUCAUAUAGAAACGUUUAUUGUUAAAUGUAAGCUUUAGCGGACAAGACUUGCGUCGAAAUGAUAUUAUUCGUAAUUUCUUUUCUUACGCGAAGAAGAUUUUU
This is a messenger RNA of Apis florea (little honeybee), 3651 nucleotides long. RefSeq lists its product as uncharacterized. Lineage: Eukaryota; Metazoa; Arthropoda; Insecta; Hymenoptera; Apidae. Gene Ontology annotation, molecular function: guanyl-nucleotide exchange factor activity; GTPase activator activity. Gene Ontology annotation, biological process: signal transduction. The record is from RefSeq and is a predicted model, not a curated record.